AUGGUGAUAUUAGCAGUGUUGCUAGCAGCGCUGCUUCCUCCUGCAGUGUGCCGGGUGCGUCCUCUUAAAUGUGCCUUCAGUGAGCCCAUCCCUAUUCCUCACAAAUAUUAUCAACCAGGUGAUUUCAUCAUCGGAGGCAUUGCUUCUCAAAUGAUCCUGCUUUCUGAAGAGAAAACUUUCAAAAAAGACCCCAUUCAGCAACAGAAUCGAGAACCUGUCUUUCUGACUAAACAUUACCAGCAUGUCUUGGCCUUGGCCUUUGCAGUAAAGGAGAUCAAUGAAAACCGCCAGAUCUUACCCAAUGUCACCCUGGGCUUCCACAUCUAUGACAGCUAUUUCAGUGCAAUGUGGACCUGUCAUGCAACCACUGAGUUUCUUUCCACACUGAACAGAUUUAAGCCCAACUACAAAUGUGACACUCAGAGUAAUCUGGUCGCUGUCGUUGGGGACUUAGCUCUGAAACUUCUCUACACAUUGCAAGCAUCCUGCAGAUCUACAAGAUUUCACAGGUGGAUCUGGAUUAGCAUCCUUGCUGUGGAUGAUGAUGAUGGAGAAAGAUUUUUGCAAAUUGCACUGCCAUUAUUUUUACAGAAGGGCAUUUGUUUUGACUUCAUCGACAGACUCCCUAGGUUCACUUUUAUCUCUGAAGCUUUGAAUACAGCAGACUUGCUUCAGGGAAUAUAUGAAGUUAUUAUGAAGAGAAAAGCGAAUGUACUGGUGUUUUAUGGAGAAAUCCAGGCCAUAAUCCUUUGGAGAACAUUCCUAUACAUCCCAGCGACAGUUAAUCCUAAAGGUAAAGUGUGGAUUAUGUCAGCCCAAAUUGAUAUUAUAGCUUUUAACUUUCAUACGCAAUGGGAUUUUGAAGUCUUUCAAGGUGCUAUAGCCUUCGCAAGUCAUUCAAAUAUACUCCCGAGAUUUCAACAAUUUCUUCUGGGAAGAAAUGUUUUCAGGGCCAAAGAAGAUGGUUUUAUCAAGGAGUUCUGGCAAAAUGCAUUCAAAUGUAAAUUCCCAAAUUCUAUGGUGGGUGAAAUGGAAGCAGAAAUCUGCACCGGAGAGGAGAACCUGAGCGACCUUCCUGGUGGGUUUUUUGAAAUGAGCUUGACUGGUCACAGUUACAAUAUCUACAAUGCAGUCUAUGCUAUAGCACAUGCUUUGCAAGCCAUGCAUUCUCUAAAAUCAAAACACAAAGCAAUGGUGGAUAGAGGGAGCCUGACACUUCCAAAUGAACAACUAUGGCAGCUGCAUCAUUUUCUCAGACGUGUCUCUUUUAACAAUAGUGCUGGAUAUGAGGUUUCCUUUGACCACAAUGGGGACUCGGUGGCUGGAUUUGAUGUCAUAAACUGGGUCUUUUUCCCAAACCAAUCCUUUCGCAAAGUUGAAGUUGGAAAGAUGGAUUCCCUGCUUCCUCCAGAGGAAGCAUUCACCAUUAGGGAUGAUGUCAUCACUUGGCACACCUGGUUUAAUCAGGUGCUGCCCCUCUCUGUGUGUAAUGACUAUUGCCAUCCUGGUUACAGCAGGAAAAAGAAGGAGGGGGAACCAUUUUGUUGCUACGACUGUGCCCCAUGCCCAGAAGGGAAGAUUUCAGACCAGAAUGACAUGGCUGACUGCAUUAAAUGCCCAGAAGACCACUAUCCAGGCAAAAAACAUGAUUCAUGCAUUCCUAUGGAUAUAAGCUUUUUGUCAUAUGAGGAACCUUUGGGAAUCAAUUUAGCCAUUUUUUCUCUUUCCUUUUCUUUAAUCACAGUGCUGGUACUAGCAACAUUUGUGAAGCACCAAGACACACCCAUAGUCAUAGCCAACAACCGAAACCUCACCUACACUCUCCUCGUCUCCCUCCUGCUCUGCUUCCUCUGUGCGUUGCUCUUCAUUGGACAGCCUCAUACGGUGACAUGCCUCCUCCGACAAACGGCUUUUGGCAUCAUCUUCUCAGUGGCUGUUUCCUGUGUGCUGGCCAAAACCAUCACUGUGGUUCUGGCUUUCAUGGCCACCAAACCAGGAUCCAGUAUGAGAAAAUGGGUAGGGAAAAGACUGGCCAACUCCAUUGUUCUUUCUUGCUCCCUUAUCCAAGCAGGCAUCUGUACGGUGUGGCUGGCAACCUCCCCACCAUUCCCAGAUGUCGAUAUGCACUCUAUGAGUGAAGAAAUUGUACUUGAAUGUAAUGAAGGGGCACCUAUUCUGUUUUAUUCUGUGCUUGGGUACCUGGGUUUCCUGGCCAUUGUCAGUUUGGUGGUGGCUUUCCUAGCCAGGAAACUGCCUGACAGUUUCAAUGAAGCCAAAUUCAUCACUUUCAGCAUGUUGGUGUUUUGCAGUGUUUGGCUGUCCUUUGUUCCCUCUUACUUGAGCACCAAAGGGAAAUACAUGGUAGCUGUGGAGAUUUUCUCUAUCUUAGGUUCCAGUGCUGGGCUGCUAGGCUGCAUCUUCUUCCCCAAAUGCUAUAUUAUUGUCAUGAAGCCAGAGAUGAAUAACAGGGAACAGCUAAUGAAGAGACCAAGUAAAAGCACUUAA
This is a messenger RNA of Podarcis muralis (Common wall lizard), 2505 nucleotides long. The record is from RefSeq and is a predicted model, not a curated record. NCBI's taxonomy places the organism in Eukaryota, Metazoa, Chordata, Lepidosauria, Squamata, Lacertidae.